Mercenaria mercenaria is the source of this 8204-nucleotide messenger RNA. RefSeq lists its product as uncharacterized. Bases 174 to 3050 code for a protein of 958 amino acids. The transcript has 8 exons. Lineage: Eukaryota; Metazoa; Mollusca; Bivalvia; Venerida; Veneridae. The record is from RefSeq and is a predicted model, not a curated record.
GAAUACUUCCGGGUAAAUAUCACGAAUUGAAUUUGCAUGAUUAAUUCGUUGUUUAUUCAAUCCCUGAUAAAAGUUGGGAAGUGUUUGUGAAUUAAAACAAGUUUGGUUGAGAUAGGACUUUUAACUUCCGUAUACAGUAUGGAUGUAUUGUAGUGCAUGAAACCAUAAACAAGAUGACAAUGAUGAUGUCAGCAGAUUAUUUGACGUCUCUUCCUGUCCUUCUUGUGUCCAUGGUGAUACUGGUUGCCAUCGUUCUUGCAUUAGUACAGUGUGUUUGUGGAAAAAGGAAAGAAAACUCUGAACCAGAACUAACACAGGCACAGUCUAAACAUGAAUCCACAUUCCUUGAUGCUGAGACACUAUGCAAGAUGCAGACAGAACAGAAUGAUGUGAACGGUGGUCAUAUGGAUGUAGAAACUGGCAUUACUCCACUCAACACAUCCAUGGGAUCUCACAAUGGAACAUUGCACAGUCGAGGCAACUCAGUUGAUAUCACUAAGGCAGACCGGCGCAGUGGUACCAGCUCUGGAUCCUCACCACGACCAGCCACUUUAAGUAGAGAACUUCCUGACAUUCCAAAACCACAGACAUUAGACAGGGGACAUCACUCUACAUUACCUGAAAUACCAUCUUAUACUGACAGUCAUCACAAGGGAGCUUAUUCUACUUUACCAGAUACACCAACAAAUUCAAGAAGUCAUGCGAAUAGUUUAGAAAAUCAUAGAAAGGGAGGUCACUCACAUUCACAAUUACCAGAAAUUCCAGUUACCUCCCAUGGUAGUUUAAAUACUUCACCAGUGGUUCAUAGACAGACAGGAAAUGUUUCAACACCAGUAGAUUCCACUAAGUCUAAAACUAUGAGAGAAAAAUCCAGUGAUAUGGAUGAUUACGACCAUAUUGAAGAGGCAACAAAGAAAAAAGUUCGCCCCAGGUCAGAUUACGAUCAUGUUGUGAUUGAGGGUGGAGAAAAGAAAAUAAUAUUAGCUAAAAGCAAAUUAAAUGAAAAUGAUUAUGCUGAAGUACAAAACAAUGAUACAUAUGAACAGGUUCCACAAGAUGUGACUGUUAUCCCAGUAUCUAAAUUGGGAACUACCCCACAACCUAAAAGCCCGCAAAAAUUAUCUACAAAACAAGUGAGUAAAACAAACAGUUUUGAUGACCCUUAUAACAGAAUCAAAGGGGAUGACACACCUUAUAACAGGAUAAAGGAUGAUCCCCCAUACAAUAAGAUAAAAGAAAAUGAAACUCCUUUUAAAGAUGAUCCUUAUAAUAAGAUUAAGGUUGAUGAUCCAUAUAAUACUGUAAAAGAUGAUUUAGAUGACCUUGACCCAUAUAACACUGUAAAUGAUGUGUCAAGUAGUGCAAGGUCAAGUGGAAGAAAGAAACAAAGAACUACUAGUUUUAAGGGACCAGUGUAUGAUCCAUAUGCUAUGGUUGUGGAUGAGGAAACAGAAAGAAAUGUGUCAAAUCAGACAGAUCCCUAUGCUAGGGUUGGCGACACGGAAAGCGAACUUGAGGAUCCGUAUAACAAGGUUGUUGAGGAAAAUGAAAGUAUUACAAAUGUGAAAGCCAUCCCAGAAUAUGGGGAUGAUGACUAUGCCACAGUGAACAAAGCUACGGAAGUGGAGUAUGCCAAAGUGAACAAAUCAGGUAAUAUAAAUAAAUGUGAUACAGAAUUAGUGCGUGACACUACUCCCUCUCCUAGAGAGGAAAUUAUUCAAGAUGAAUAUGCAACUGUUGUGAAAGUAAAAAAACUGAGUGCAGGUAGUUCAUCAGCUAGUACUAGUGCAGCGGCAGGUGCUGCUUCAUCGGAACCAGCUACUGUUAAUGUAACUGUAAGAGCAAGUGUUGUGCCAACGGAAACAGCCAAUGGAGCAGGAAAUGCUUCAACCCCACCGGAGCCUCCAAGAGAUUAUGACGAGUCUUUGGAUACAGACGGAGAUCAUUACAACACAGUAGCAUUAGUAAGCAGGGAAGCUUCCACCAAUGAACAAGGUUUGAAGAAAGAGCCACCAUACAACAAAUUGAGUGUAAGAGAAUCUUUGGCCAGUAUGAAUGCUAGAGCAGCCAGUAACACUUAUGAAUAUGUGUCUGAAGUUGACAACCUGUACGCAACGGUUGAUGGAAGUUCUGGUGAUGGAACAGUGAGACAGCGACGUCCACAGCCUGAUAACACAGAACCCCCCACUGUAGAUUACUACACUGAAAUAGAUGCCCCAGCUCCUCCAUCACUGGACAGUCUACAUGAAACAGCAAAACAACAUCAGGAUGAAAUCCGACGUAAAACUGAUAAAAAACCGGACUAUUACAACAUUGAAGAUGGUAACCAAAGUCAAGGUCAAGUAAUUGGACAUCAGAGAACACCAUCAGGUCAAGGUCAUUUUGUUCAAGGUCAUUCUAGGACACCCUCGGGUCAAGGUCACUUUAGAACCCCAUCAGGUGAAGUAAUGUCUUCUUCAUUUGAAGGGCGUGUUCCCAUGGCAACUGCUGAAAAUGUAGAUUUAGAAUACGAUCCAAAUUAUCAGUCAGUACAGGAGAGUAAAGUGACUGAUAUUGUGUCAGAAUUUGACCCAAAUUAUGAAACAGUUGAAGAAGCACGAGCAAAUUUAAGAUAUGAAGAAAUAAAUGGUGCUAGACCGAAAGAAAAAUUAAUUAGACCGCAUAUUUAUGAAGACCCAGAUGCUAAGAGAAAGUAUGAAGUUGUAAAAGGGGAAACUAUUACAGAGGAUGGAAAGAUUAGAGCACAUGUGUAUGAAGAAGUUACAGUAACCAAUGAAGCAAGACGUACUAGACAACGUGUUCUAAACCAACAUACUUAUGAGGAAGUUACCGAUGUGAAGGGUAAAGACAAAAAGGCUAAUCAUAAUCAAGGACAAAAAGCAGAAAGUUCAAAUUCUAGCGGUAAUCAAAAGAAGAAGGGUCAUGAAAGAAAUUCAUCUGGUGACUGGUUAUUGUUUGGAAAAAGAAAAUCAGGAGAUGUGAAAGAGAACAAGAGAAAAUCUGAAGGAAAAGAAGAAAAAAGAAAGUCAAAUGAUAUUGGCAAAAAGUGAGAAAUGGUUAAUGUUUUAUUUGUACAGCUAUCCCUCCAAUCAAGUGCUUCUGAUUUUACCAUGGCCCUUGCCUCUUAUUAAUCAAAGCUAGAAUUUUAUUUGCUUAUCUGAAAGUCAUCAGUGGAAUAUCUUUGUGUGAUUCUACUGUUUUGAUGUUGUAACGUUGAUAUCUUCCAAAAGUCUGAUAGAUUAACCUUUCAGUUGCCAGGAACAUUGCAGGUCAAAAUAGUCAAAGUGGUUUGCUUCUAGAUAAAUUUCUUUUUUUUUGUUUAAGCAGAUAACAGUGUACAUCAAACUAUCAAAAAAAACUUAUACUACUAAAGUUGAUAUUCUGUUUUUCAUUAAAUUUCUAUUUAGUGAUGUUUUUGUGAGAUUUUCUACAUAUUUUAUAGACUAUAGUUACACGUGUUUUUAUGGAUAAAUUCUGCCCUGAACUCACUGAAUUGCAUAAGUUUUAGUUCUAUUUUUUAUUUAUGAUGAAUUUUAGAUAAAUCUGGAAACAUUCACCUUUAAUUAUCAAGGUUUUAAUCUUAUCACUUAGUUUUGAAGAAUAUGUUAGUUAUCGAAGAAAGUGAAUGGCUGUGCAAGUAUUUUCAUGUUCACACAACUUGAAAAAAAAAAGUCACAGAUUCUUACAGUUCAGGUAUAAAUGCCAAAAUAAUUUACAGUCUUAAUAUUUAGUUUUAGCUUGCUUUGAUUAGAUACUCUGUAUGAAGGAUUCAGAUAAUAGUAUUCCAUAUAUAUCCAUAUAUGUUAUUGAACUGGCAUAUAUUAAGUGUUAACUAUUUUCCAUGAAAAAAGGUAGGGAAUCUUGAUAGGGGCCUUUUUCUGCCUGUCUCACAGGUCCAACUAUCGGACCCUUUCCCAAUGCAAAAUGUGGGUUUCUUUUCCCAAUUCUCCAAAAAAAUUCCCAAUCCAGAGCUGUAAUCCUCAUGACAAAUUACCCGGCAUUUUGUGAGUAUUAAAGUACCGUACUACAUCAGCCAGAUUUUAGCUUGGUCACUCAUUCAGAAUGUUCAUUUACUACCGUUAGUACUCUAUAUAGGGGAGUUCAUUGCUACAACAAAACAAAAUGUAACACGAAGCAAAAUAUUUCAGAGGAAAAUUCUGAAAAAUUCACACCAAGGGUACACAAAAACAUGAUUUCUUUUGAAGAAAAGAUAUGUAUACUGCCAGUGAAACAAGUCAGUCUCCCAGUAAAUUACGUCCCUGUUGGUGUAGACACUGAAACAUGUACCUGAGAAUCCGAAAGUGUGUCAAGUGGCCAGUCGCAGGAAUCGGUCUAGAAGUUCCAAGAGUGUCAAGAGUCUUUGAACUCGAUCUUGAAUUCUAAAAGCUGUCUCAUUCCAAGUCUAGACCCAGAACCUUCUACUAGUCACCCUAAGUCUCGGUCACAAACAGUUUAUACCUGUCAGAUCCCCAUACAAGGAUCUGACAACAACAAAGAAAUUAUUUACAUUUUUUAAUGCAUUAGCCACCACUUUUUGGCAAUUUAUAUAGGUAAAUACAUUAAUUAAACAAAAUUGAAGUAUAAAAUAUUUCCCAUAAUGAUUUUAUCGAUAAUUUUUGUCGCAAUUUGACCAAUUUUACAACUUGAAAAUUCCCAAUUUUCUCGGGUACUUUUUCCCAAAUAGGCAGAAAAAGGCCUGUGAUAGAAAGCUCUUGAGUGUUAUUAUUGCUGUAUAAAAUCUAUGACAUUGAUAUUUGUAAUGGCAUAGGAAAAAAUAUGUUUAAAAUAAAAUAUUUUGAUCUGAAAAAUUUCCUGGUGGAAAACAGCUGUACAAUGGCAUAAUUUGUUGGGGUCCGAUUUGUUGCUAUAUAUAAGCAAGUGUGGUAAGCUGAGGGGCCUUCAAGGGUAAUAUAUCACCAUAUCACUAUAUAUCAGCAUUUAUUUGGGUAAAUUAUAUUAUUUGUUUUGUAAAUUGAUUAUUGUGACAGACUGUUAAAUCAUUUCAUUUCAUAGUUAUUAAAUUUUAUGUGUCUUGGGGACAUAAAUUUGUCUGGGAGUUUAAUUUACUGGUAGGAAUUUGAUGUCAUAGACCAGGGCUAGCUGGAAAUCUGUGAAAAUGAGUCCAUACAAUAAAACUUUCACUGUACUGGUUAUUGUCUAGGAAAGUAAAUAAGCUUAUUUAUUCUAUAUCUAUUUUAUCUAUCCAAUUGUGAACGUUCAUUUGCAACACGUGACCGUACAAUAUAUUGCCUUAUUGAACGCACGUGCGUACAAAAAAACCUGUAUAUUUUCCAUAUUUGGACGAUUCAAAAAGUCCCAUGUUAAACAUUCGAUAAAGCCCGAAACGCGAGAUAAAUGUUCCGAAUGUAAAUCGGGUGAAGUAGGCGCUCUAUGUACAGAGUUAGAUUAUGUGUCUUGAAAUGAGGAAGGCAGAAAAACAAUAUUCAGUGAAUCAUUUUUAAUUUAAACUAAAAUAAAAUAGAUAUAGAAUAAAAGGUUAUUUAACAUUGAACUGUACACACAAUACGAGCUAUAUUUGGACUCGUACCCAGCUGGGAAAACCAUAUUGGACUCGCCUAGUGGCUUAUCCACUGGUUUUCUCAGCUGGGUACUCAUCCAAAUAUGUCUCCGUAUUGUACAGAAUAAUGUUAAAUAACCUAAUAGUGCAUUGUAACAUAUAUAUGUAAUAGGUAAAUGAUUAAAAUUUUCAAACACUUUAAGAGGAAUGUUGAAAAUGUAAAUUAAAAACCACAAUUUUAGAUACAUGUAUUGUUAAGCAUAUUUAAAUUAAAAUGAUUUUAAGUGUUUGAAUCUUUAAAAUGCAUAUAGAAAUUAUUAAAAAUCAUCUAAGUAUGAGCUAUGGUUUGUGUUAAAGUUUCUGUCUUGGAUACUGUAGGUUGGCAGUUAGAGAGAAAUGAUGAAUAUGGAUUUAUCAUUGUAUGUUUAAGGAAUUCUGUCAGUUCUGACAAUAGUAAAUUUUGUAACUACAGUAUUUGUUUUAGAUGAAAAGAGUAUAAAGGAAUACAUGAGAAUAACAUAUACAGAGUACUCCAAAUUAAGAGGUUUUGUUUCAAAAUAAAUUAGACUAUUUUGUAAAAUAGAACAAAAACAUAGAGGAUACUUACUUGUUUUCAGGGAAUAUGGAAUAUAUUUCUGUUCCACGGUUUUAUUUCACUGCAGCAAAAGUCACUAAUUUUAAAAGCUAUUGCUAUUGUAGCUAUUGCAAAUGUUAGCAUCUUGCGUAUCCCGCUAAUAACCCAGUGUUUCACAGAAAAGCAUUAAAGAACAUUGUUUAAUUUUACUAGGUAAUAUUUCCAUAGGUUGUCCAAAGAUUGGUAUCAAGGUUAAAAUCUUUGAUUAUUUGAUCUCAUUGAAUUGAUAUUAAAUUUUUCCUCAUAGAAGAUAUCAAAACUGUGUUUUAACUCCCUGUUGGAAGUUUCAUUUGUCUCCUUUUAUCACAUUUUGAAUGUUGAAAGCUUCUAUAACUGCUUUUAUUGAAAGAUAUGUUUUUGAAUGAGUAAGGAACGAUAUGUUUUUUGUAUUUGUUGAUACUUCUGUUUUUCAGUUAGUUUUGUUUAUGUGAUUUUAGCUGAGGUUGUAGUUUCAGUACAAGUCAUGUGGAUUUAUUACCUGACUUCUUAUACAAGUUGCAGGUAGUUUUAGACUGGCAGUCUAGUAUAGCUUGUGCUAUUUGACAAAUCUUGUACUAUAUUUAACACAAGAAAACUGAAAAUUUAUUACUGUCAUGUGAUAAAAAACAUACUGAAUGGCUUGCUGGUCAAAACUAAAAUCUAUUGGCCCUGGGUCCUUCGGACCUCUGGCAAAAGUUUUCACUAUUGACUGGCAGGCCAUUUAAGUAUGAUAAAGUAUAUGCGAAAAUCGUUUAAAAAUUAUUUACAAGUUGCUGAGCACUGGUAUAAUCUACACAUUUAAAAGAUUUGUUUACUAAGUGUAUUUGACUUGUACAGCUAAAUUGUACGAUAAUGUUCAGAGUUUUGACACCUCAGAUACUUAAAAAAUUAAGAAAUAAAAUCCUGCAUUUACUCCUAAUAUAAGUAUGGAAUCACCACCUCUAUAUUUUUUUUUUCGUACAGUUUAAAGCUACUUGCCCAUAGUAGGAGUGAAAUUUUUCAAAAUGUUUAUUUCCACCAAGUUUAAUAUAAAAUGUAUUUAUGAAACUGAAAAAUGAUAGCAUGAUGGAAAAUGUGUGUUAAAUAUUGCCAGAAAGGCAAGAAGAAUGUUGAAUUUCUCCAUUAUUUUUCAAAGUGUUGCAAUGGUUUACACCUUUCUGCCUAUCAGUUAAGAUUUUGCAUAAGGACAUCUUGCAAAAGUCAUGUCAACAAGUUUGUACCUUUGGUCACUUUCACAGUACCCUAGAAUCUACCCACAUAUUAUUUUUGAGAGAAAAACAUUUUUGCCUGAAAUGUGUGAAUGAGUCACUUGUCAAAAUCUGUCAGAUUAUAUUGUUGAGUCUAUGUUACAAAGCAGAUUUAGUGAAUAUCAUAUUUCCUACUUUUGUUUUGCCAAACUGGAAGUAAGGAAAUGUGAUUAUUUGUGAUUUAGCCAAUGUCUGCCGUUUGUGUAUUUUCCCAAAACAUUCCACAGAUGUCUUUGUUUGUUGUUGUAUACAUUUUUAUGUGAAGAAUUUAUUUAUAUAUUUUAUAAGAAUGAAACAGUCAGCCAUCAAAAGUCAGCCAUUUUCAUCUGAACCUAUGACCAGAAUAGAUUCUUUUUCUUGAAAAUCUUCUUAUUUGAUUUCAACUUUUUCCAGUUAUUACAGAAAUCCAUAUUCUCAUGGAAGCUAUGGCUGAAGAAUACAAAACUAGGUCAUUAUUAAUCACAGAGAAAUUACAGAUUGUUACUAUUGGGUCCAUUACCUUUGUGAAUUAUUUUUAAGACACCAAGUUCAAAUGACUUAAUAUGGAAUGUAAUUUCCUAGUUCGUUGUCUUUUACAUUCAAAAUGUACUGGAUAUGUUAAUGAUUUUGUACAUUUGUAUGUUGUUUUUUUUAUGUGUGGAUUUGUGCAAUGAUCUGAUAUAUAUCUAUCGCAGCUAGUAUAAUGUGUUAUUGUCUAUUUUGUUUGUAACAUAUCUUGUUUAAGUUUUUAUAAAUGUCUUAUCAUAUAUGGAUUCCCUACCCGUGUUCAGUGUUGCCAUAUCAGCAGACAUUAAACAUAGCAAAAAAUAUAAAUAUAUAUACACGA